AUGACCGGCAAAGAAAACAGCAAUGUAUCUACCAGCAAGUUCAAUGAAGCUCCAACAAAAUCGGAAAAAUCAUUUAACGUCGAUUCGAUGAAAGGAAUUUUAUCAGAAGAUGUGCCAUUUGAAGAGGAUAUCAUCCGUAAUCCCACUUCCGUUAAUUGUUGGCAGAGAUAUAUCGAUCACAAGCGGCAAAACAAAUCACCUGCUAAACAAGUGUUCUUAAUUUAUGAGCGUGCACUCGCAAUUUUUGAAAGGAGCUACAAACUUUGGUACCAUUACCUCAAAUACAGGGAGAGCACAAUAGUAAAUAAGUGUCCAACUGAAAACGCGUGGAGAUCUCUUUGCGAUACAUACGAGCGUUGCCUCAUGAGAUUGCACAAGAUGCCUAGAAUAUGGAUUUGCUACUGUGAAGUAAUGAUUAAACGCGGUCUUAUCACCGAAACUCGCCGUGUUUUUGAUCGAGCACUUCGUUCACUUCCGGUGACUCAACACAUGCGCAUUUGGCCUAUGUACAUCGAUUUCCUCACCAGUCACGAUCUUCCAGAUACCACAAUUCGUGUUUAUAGAAGAUAUCUCAAAAUGAAUCCCAAAGUUCGUGAAGACUACAUCGAGUAUCUUAUCGAACGAGAUCAAAUCGAUGAAGCAGCGAAAGAGUUAACAGUUCUCGUAAAUCAGGAUCAAAACGUUUCUGAAAAAGGACGGACUUCGCAUCAACUGUGGACUCAGCUUUGUGAUCUGAUCUCAAAAAACCCAGUGAAGAUUUUCUCAUUAAACGUUGAUGCCAUCAUUCGACAAGGAAUCUAUCGGUAUACUGAUCAAGUAGGAUUCCUUUGGUGUUCACUUGCUGAUUAUUAUAUUCGAAGUGCCGAAUUUGAAAGAGCUCGCGAUGUUUACGAGGAAGCCAUCGCAAAAGUGUCUACUGUUCGUGAUUUCGCACAAGUAUAUGACGCAUAUGCAGCUUUUGAAGAAAGAGAAGUAUCCAUCAUGAUGGAAGAGGUUGAACAGAGUGGCGAUCCGGAGGAAGAAGUCGAUUUAGAGUGGAUGUUCCAGAGAUAUCAAAGUCUUAUGGAACGAAAAAAUGAAUUGAUGAACAGUGUUCUUUUGCGGCAGAAUCCACACAAUGUUGGCGAGUGGUUGAAUCGGGUUAAUAUCUAUGAAGGAAAUUAUAACAAACAAGUCGAAACAUACAAAGAAGCUGUCAAAUCAGUGAACCCGAAAAUUCAAGUGGGAAAGAUUCGUGAUCUCUGGAUCGGAUUUGCCAAGUUGUACGAAGAUAAUGGUGAUUUGGAUGCCGCUCGAAGAACUUUCGAAACUGCAGUCGUUUCUCAGUUCGGAGGAGUAAGUGAGCUGGCAAAUGUGUGGUGUGCCUAUGCUGAAAUGGAAAUGAAGUAUAAACGACCGAAAGCUGCUUUGGACCUCAUGCGAAGAGCAUGUGCUGUUCCCAGACCAGGAGAUUAUGAAAACAUGCAAUCAGUACAAGCAAGAGUUCAUAGAAGUCCUAUUCUCUGGGCCAUGUAUGCUGAUUAUGAAGAAUGUUGUGGCACUGUGGAAUCCUGUCGAAAAGUAUACGAUAAAAUGAUUGAGUUGCGUGUUGCUUCGCCACAAAUGAUCAUGAAUUAUGCCAUGUUCCUUGAAGAAAACGAAUACUUUGAGUUGGCUUUCCAAGCUUAUGAAAAGGGAAUAGCUUUGUUUAAAUGGCCAAGUGUGUUCGACAUUUGGAACACUUAUCUUGUAAAGUUCAUAAAAAGGUAUGGCGGAAAGAAAUUGGAACGCGCAAGAGACCUAUUCGAACAAUGUCUCGAAAACUGCCCUCCAACUCAUGCUAAAUACAUUUUUUUGCUAUACGCUAAACUCGAAGAAGAACACGGACUGGCUCGUCAUGCUCUUUCCAUUUACAAUAGAGCAACUUCUGGAGUUGAUCGUUCUGACAUGCAUUUGAUGUACAACAUCUACAUUAAAAAAGUCCAGGAAAUGUACGGAAUCGCCCAAUGUCGUCCUAUAUUCGAACGAGCCAUCUCGGAGCUUCCAGAAGACAAAUCACGAGCAAUGAGUUUGAGAUACGCACAAUUAGAAACUACCGUUGGAGAAAUUGACAGAGCUCGAGCUAUAUAUGCUCAUGCUGCAGAAAUUUCCGAUCCAAAAGUUCAUGUCAAGUUUUGGGAUACAUGGAAAACCUUUGAAGUUGCUCAUGGAAAUGAAGCGACUGUCAGAGAUAUGCUUCGUGUGCGUCGUUCUGUUGAAGCGUCUUAUAAUGUUAAUGUAACACUCACAUCCGUGCAAAUGCGUGUUGAUGCUGAACGAAAAGCACAGGAAACAACAAGUGGAGUUGUCAAUCCAAUGGACUCCCUUGAUCAACAAGCUCACCAGCCAGUUGAUGGUGGAACUGUCACUCAAGUAUCAAUGAAUAAGGGUAAUAUUUCCUUUGUUCGUGGAGCCAGCAAAACGGUGCAACAAGACACUACCGAAAAUCCCGAUGAAAUUGACUUGGAUGAUGAUGAGGAGGAAGACGGAGACGAAGAAGGUGGAGAAAUGGACAUUUCUACCAAAACUGUUCCGGCUCAAAUUUUCGGAUCUUUGAAACUCGCUGAUGAAAGCGACUCUUGA
This is a messenger RNA of Caenorhabditis remanei, 2601 nucleotides long. RefSeq lists its product as uncharacterized. The transcript is spliced from 8 exons. Bases 1 to 2601 code for a protein of 866 amino acids. The record is from RefSeq and is a predicted model, not a curated record. Gene Ontology annotation, biological process: generation of catalytic spliceosome for first transesterification step; mRNA splicing, via spliceosome. Gene Ontology annotation, molecular function: protein binding. Gene Ontology annotation, cellular component: Prp19 complex; post-mRNA release spliceosomal complex; U2-type catalytic step 2 spliceosome. NCBI's taxonomy places the organism in Eukaryota, Metazoa, Nematoda, Chromadorea, Rhabditida, Rhabditidae.